Molecule: messenger RNA, 1306 nt
Organism: Pyrus x bretschneideri (Chinese white pear)
Lineage: Eukaryota; Viridiplantae; Streptophyta; Magnoliopsida; Rosales; Rosaceae
Product: inositol oxygenase 4-like
Exons: 10
Coding region: 101-1102 (333 amino acids)
Biological process (GO): inositol catabolic process
Cellular component (GO): cytoplasm
Molecular function (GO): inositol oxygenase activity; iron ion binding
Source: RefSeq, a predicted model, not a curated record
GUAUCGUACCACACAACCAAUUUGCUUUCUUCUCUGCUUUUGGAUUCUUGUUUGCCUCGAUCGAGCCAUAUUUUAAUUGCUCGAUUUUGCGGAGGCAAAGAUGACUAUCCUCAUUGAGCAGCCUGAGAUUGGGUUACAAGUGGAGGAAAAGAAGAUUAUUUCUUCAGAGAACAAUGGAGAAAUGAAUGAUUUGGUAUUGGAUGGUGGGUUUGUGGUGCCCAAAGAGAUCUCAAAAAAUGAUGGAAUUGUGGCACAAGAAAUUACAGGAUCUAAUGAGGCUUUCAUUGCACUUGAAAUCAAUUCAUUUGGCCAGUCGUUCAGGGAUUAUAAUGCAGAAAGCGAAAGGCAGAAAUCUGUGGAGGAAUUCUACCGGUUGAACCACAUUAAUCAAACGCAUGAUUUCGUGAAGAGGAUGAGGGAGGAGUACAGCAAGUUGAAUCGAGUCGAAAUGAGCAUAUGGGAAUGUUGUGAGCUGCUCAAUGAUGUUGUGGAUGACAGUGAUCCGGACUUGGAUGAACCACAAAUUGAGCACUUGCUGCAAACUGCUGAAGCCAUUAGAAAAGACUAUCCCAAUGAAGAUUGGUUGCACUUGACUGCUCUUAUUCAUGAUCUCGGAAAAGUGCUUCUUCUUCCUAGCUUUGGACAGCUUCCUCAAUGGGCUGUCGUUGGAGACACACAUCCUCUCGGGUGCGCUUUCGAUGAAUCCAUUGUUCACCACAAGUAUUUCAAGGAAAAUCCAGAUUGCAACAAUCCUUCCUACAACACCAAAAAUGGGAUUUACUCAAAAGGAUGUGGACUAGACAAUGUCAUGAUCUCAUGGGGUCAUGAUGACUACAUGUACUUGGUGGCCAAGGAAAACGGAACAACUUUGCCUCAGGCAGGAUUGUUCAUCAUCCGGUAUCACUCAUUUUAUCCUUUACAUAGUGCAGAGGCAUAUACACACCUUAUGAACAAAGAGGACGAAGAGAAUCUAAAGUGGCUUCAAGUAUUCAACAAAUAUGACCUCUACAGCAAGAGCAAAGUUCGAGUUGAUGUCGAAAAAGUUAAGCCAUAUUAUUUGUCCCUCAUUGAGAAGUAUUUCCCAGCAAAGCUCAGAUGGUGAUCCGUUCAGGUUUUCGACACAAUUGAUAUAUUAAGGAGAAUUGCACCUUUCUGUUCUGCUUCAAGACUUCAUCUGUCCAGUGAUGUACAUAGUGUUUGGUUAAGAAAAGAGGCUGUUGAGUUGUAUUUCAUGUUUGGAACAUUUAACAAAUGUAUUCUUGUUGUGCUGCUGCACCAAAUUCAAACAUAAAUAAAGAAAAACGAA